AUGCGUUCCAUUUCUAUAGUUUGUGCCAUAUUGGCAGCGCCGUCUGUCUUUGGCCUCGCAAUUCGCCAGUCAGGCACUGGAACCAAGAGCUGCGAUACUGAGCCACUCGCUCGGACUACUUGGAUUAACCUCGGCAUCGAUAAGUUUCUGAAAGACUGGACUCCCAACGUCACAGUUACGCCUACCAACAACGUUCAGGCUCUGGCUGAUUCUUUCGGUGCACCUAACUUCUUCUGGUAUGCCCUGUUAGCCAUCCAGAACUGGAACAACUAUAUGAACUCUUUGAACACUGCCAUCAGCUUCUCCAGCAGCAUCAUCGGUCUCAAAUUGCCUGAAAUUGUUUCGGACUUAUACCCUGACCCCAAAGAUAAUGUCACGCCACUGCAAAUUGUUAUUCGAGCAAUUACUUCCACCAUGGGUGUUGUUCCUCUCUCUGAAGGUAUCAAUAUUGCCAAAGACGCAUUUACCGGUUCUGUUAACUAUGUGCUCACUAUCGUCAAGCCUCCUACGACAGAUAAGUUUCUACAGUGGAGCAAUGUGGCUUCUUCUCUGAGCGGUGUUAUCCAGGACUAUCAAGCCGCCCUCUCCGACUCCUUUAAGAAGGUCAUUGAUACUCCGGUUAGCGAUGCUGGUGGGAUAUAUGAUCAGCUUCAUGGUGGCAGCUUUCUUGGAAUCAGUCAGAACUUUACCCAGAAUGACGUUCAGAAGCAGAUGAUUGACUCAUUCACAAUCUAUUCAAUUGGACUUGCCCUGCAGGCUCAGAAGAUAUUUGUUCUUCGUAUGACUGACAUUCAGAGAAAGCACGAUGAUACUUCUGCUAGCUUUGCUGUUGAUGCGGGCGACGGCACCUUUACUGAGUACUCCCUGAUGCAAGCUGGCGGCAAUGACAACGCAAUUGUCAUGCUUGACAUUGGAGACAAGCUUUCCAACAAGUACUCCCUCCCCAAGGACCGCUGGCUGACCGAUGUUAUUAAGUGUUGGGAAGGAAACGAAAAAAAGCAGUUGGCUGAUGACUUUGGGGACUUCUUGCCUCUUGACCCAGCUACUCCAUGUCUGUUGAACAUGAAUGUAUGUGACCUUCGGGCAGUAGAAUGGGCAAGCAAAGGUAUUAUUGAGAGAUGUCGGGAUGCAGGUGUUGAUAUUUAA
This is a messenger RNA of Fusarium musae, 1146 nucleotides long. RefSeq lists its product as uncharacterized. The record is from RefSeq and is a predicted model, not a curated record. Lineage: Eukaryota; Fungi; Ascomycota; Sordariomycetes; Hypocreales; Nectriaceae. The transcript has 2 exons. The coding region runs from base 1 to 1146 and encodes 381 amino acids.